Molecule: messenger RNA, 2180 nt
Organism: Ricinus communis (castor bean)
Lineage: Eukaryota; Viridiplantae; Streptophyta; Magnoliopsida; Malpighiales; Euphorbiaceae
Exons: 2
Coding region: 614-1978 (454 amino acids)
Source: RefSeq, a predicted model, not a curated record
AGCAGCUCGACACGUAGUUUAUCUUAGAACAGCCUCUCUCUUUCUUUCUUCUUGAAAUUAAUUUCAGCAAAAACUCUGUCAUAGUCUUUGUCCUUGUCUUUGUUUUUCUCUCACACGGUGAAAUAAUUUCUCUCUGGAUCAUUAAAAAGGGAAGUUUCAAUCUUUACUUCCAAGAAUCUGUAAAAACUCUUGAAUUAAUUACUGGGUCUUGCUGGGACUCUUGGUUUGACUUCAAUCAUCAAGGUGGGUACAUUCAGUUUCCAAGUUUAAGAAUCAUGAUAUAUAAGUUUGGGUUAUGCUUUUGGAUGAUUUACAACUUAGUUCAAUCUGUAUUGGGUUUAUAGGAUUCUUUGGGAUUUUGAUUGUAUGACGAAAAUGGAGGACAGUGUAAUUCUGUUUUAUUUUUAUUUUUAUUUUUAGUUUCAAAUGAUGAAGAUAUUUGUUCAGAUGCUUCAGGUACUUACAUUAGGUUUAGUUAAGUGGAUUUGUUGGUUCUUGAACAUUGGAAUAUGAGUAAUACGAGCUUCUAGAUGUUUACUCCCCCGUUUCUUCUCAGCCAUUGAUCAACCCUAGGGUUUUGGAAAUUAGAAUUAGGGAAUCACUUUAUUGACAUAUGGAUGCUUCAGGUUUGGGAGGUCAGUUUUUGUCAAGUCCAGUUGGUGGGUUAUUAGACCUUGAGUCACCAAUUCAUAGACAGCAGCAGGCCCAGUCAGGUCACUCCUCAUUAGCACAUCAACGCCACAUGAACUUAAUUAGUGGCCUUGGUAAUGAUCAUCAACCAAUUGGGCUAAUGGAAGUGAAAGGUUCAAGUCCAAGAAAUUAUUCAACGAAUUUAAGUAAAGGGAAAGGAGUUAGCCACUUUAGUCCCACAAAUGAUGGCAAUGUGAGUGAAGAUGAUGAGCCGAGUUUUACGGAAGAUGGGAAUGGUGAUAAUUCCAGUGGGGCUAAGAGUAAAAAGGGAUCUCCAUGGCAGCGGAUGAAAUGGACAGAUAAUGUGGUUAGGCUUCUUAUAGCAGUGGUUGCUUGUGUGGGUGAUGAUGGUGCAUUUGAUGGUGUUGAGGGGCUUAAGAGAAAAUCUGGGAUUUUGCAGAAGAAGGGCAAGUGGAAAACAGUAUCAAAGAUCCUGAUCAGUAAGGGUUGUCAUGUUUCUCCACAACAGAGUGAGGAUAAGUUUAAUGAUCUCAAUAAGAGGUACAAGAGAUUAAAUGACAUUCUUGGAAGAGGUACUAGUUGUAGAGUGGUGGAGAACCCUGCUCUUAUGGACUCAAUGCCGCUUUCAGCCAAGGCAAAAGAUGAUGUUAGGAAGAUAUUGAGCUCAAAACAUCUGUUUUAUAAGGAAAUGUGCGCUUACCAUAAUGGGCAAAUGAUACCCAAUUGCCAAGAUCUUGAUCUACAAGGCUUUUCAUUACCUCUUGAAAGGUGCUCAAGAGACAAUAAUGGCUCAGAGGAGGAGGAAGCUGAGGGACAUGAUGACAGUGAUGAGGAUGAAUCAGACAACGAAGAUGAUAAUAAUGCUAUAGAGGAAGGGGAAAGGAUGGGUAUGUAUGCUGAGAGGAAUAAAGUAAAUGAAGAGGAUGCCCAUCUUUGGCCUCAGUCAGGUGGGUGCAACAGCUUUGAGGUUGAAAUGGCUGGGAUUUUUCAAGACCCGUCGGUGUCAUUAUGGGAGAAAAAAGAAUGGAUAAAUAAACAGAAGUUGCAGCUGCUGGAGCAAAGAGUUAGCAUCCAGGCUCAAGCAUUUGAGCUUGAGAAGCAACGCUUCAAGUGGUUGAGAUACUGCAGCAAGAAAGAUAAGGAAUUUGAGAAGUUGAGGCUGGAAAAUGAGAGGAUGAGACUAGAGAACGAGCAAAGUGUAUUGCAACUAAGACAGAAGCAACUGGAAAUGGAUUUGAGGAGCUCAGAAUCAUCCAGGGACCCCACUUCGCUUGGUAUUGACAGACUGCAAGGAAGAGAUCAAAUUGAUUUGGGAAGGCAUCAAUAACUUAUUUAAAAACUGACAAUCCACUCCAAAUAUCUUGUAUGAUUGUCCCUCUAUAAAACUCCUUUAGCUUUACAUGUAUGGAGUAACUAACCUUGUGUACCACAUGUAUCACUUUAGAUUAAUCUUAGGAGAGUCUAUUAACGUGUUUAUUUGAGCUUUUUGAGAUGAAGUUGGAAAGUUUAAUGCUGCAGAUUUCUAGUAA